This is a messenger RNA of Acaulospora colombiana, 814 nucleotides long. NCBI's taxonomy places the organism in Eukaryota, Fungi, Glomeromycota, Glomeromycetes, Diversisporales, Acaulosporaceae. The record is from the annotation of a GenBank genome assembly.
AUGUGGGCCGUUGAAUCUCCAGCAGUGACCACAUUCUGGCGUGGCGUUGCGGCUGGCGUACCGUUCUGCCAGCCACCCCUCUUAGUGUUGGGCUGGGGAUGGUCGAGAAUAAAGGAUGUCUCAGAUUUGUUAGCUCUAACCAUCGACCAACCGGAAGCAAAUUUGGAUGGCCUCGCUCAUAAUGGCUUACCAGCUAUUCCCCUUUCUUUCUCCUCCCGAGACAGUCCUCCUUCGGUCCAGCCCUCCCGAGUGGCUCCUGCACCUUCUCAACAUAAUCUAGCGUCCGUCCCUUCAAACCCAGAAAACAUGUCCACCUCUGCUCUCCUGGUAGAAUCAACUGACAAAGAGCUUGUGUAUGAUGGCCGCGAAUUCAGGUCCUACAUCCAGCGCGGGAAUACUCUAUUCACUGAAAAAAUUGUCCAGGGGCAUAGUCUCACCAACAACUUCUUCACAUUCUCUUUCUGGCUAAAGUUAAACACCACUUCGAGCCCUUUGGACGAGGUUUUAGUGAUUCAUGAACAUUCUAUAUCAUCAUCUAUUCGUGUAAGGAUGGACCCUAGCUAUGAAAGCCUUGAAGAUGGCAGACUUAGGAUCGAGUUAUGGGUAAAGGGAAAACCGAAGUCAACUGAUCUACUCCCAUUUACGAAAAUUCGGAAAACAUGGACUCACGUGGUUAUCGUACGAAGUGAAGACCACUGGACGGUCUAUUUAAAUGGGAUAGAAAACCGUAUAGAGAACCGGUUGACUAUCUCCGACUAUCUACCCACUACGAGCGAGCCACCUCUGGCCCUCACCCUUCAAAUAGCCUUCAAUC